AUGAUAGCGCAAUUGGUAUCACAAGGACCGAAUCUAUAUGUGUCCUCUUAUGGACUCGUUAGGCGACGCGAGGAUCGACCCCCCAAACAGUAUGAUCAAUUAAACACUUGCACCGCAGCAGACAAAAAAGAAUCGGCCUCUAUUGUACGUCGUAGGGAUGAAGUUCAAUGGCAAAAAGCCCAAAAAUGA
Messenger RNA from Plasmopara halstedii, 189 nucleotides. RefSeq lists its product as uncharacterized. The record is from RefSeq and is a predicted model, not a curated record. Bases 1 to 189 code for a protein of 62 amino acids. The transcript is spliced from 2 exons. NCBI's taxonomy places the organism in Eukaryota, Oomycota, Peronosporomycetes, Peronosporales, Peronosporaceae.